Pyricularia grisea is the source of this 1153-nucleotide messenger RNA. RefSeq lists its product as uncharacterized. Bases 150 to 941 code for a protein of 263 amino acids. Lineage: Eukaryota; Fungi; Ascomycota; Sordariomycetes; Magnaporthales; Pyriculariaceae. The record is from RefSeq and is a predicted model, not a curated record. The transcript has 3 exons.
UACCUUGAUACCCCAUGCAAGCCAUGGUAAUGUAUGCUUUAAUCAAGAUCAAACGUCCCGGAUUCUUAUAAACCAUCCUAACCUCAUUACGCACCUGGUUGAAUCUUUGCGUUGCUUCUACUUCUUUAGCCCUAGGCUCCUUUUCCAAAAUGAAAAUUUCCGGUCGCACUUUUGUCAUUUCAGGAGGCGCGUCGGGGCUCGGCCGAGCUUGCGCCGUAGACCUUGUCGCCCAUGGCGCAAACGUCGCCGUGCUCGACAUCAACCCGGAGCUCGGCGACAGCCUGGUUAAAGAGCUCGGUGCCGACAAGACCCGCUUCUUCACAGUGGACGUCACCGACUCCGGAUCGAUAGCAAAGGCCGUCGAAGGCUCCGCGUCAUGGGCUAAGGAGACGGGCAAGCCUUUUGGUGGCGUCAUCCCCGCCGCCGGUGUUGGCUUCCCUGGCCUGAUUCUGGACUCCAAGAAGAACCCACUUUCAUUAGACUCGUUUGAUCUUGUUGUAGCCAUCAACCUCCGGGGCACCAUCGACCUAGUCAGGCAAUGCCUGCCCCAUAUCGCAGCCGCGGCCCCCGAUGGUCCUGAUGGUGAGCAUGGAGUCGUCAUCAUGAUUUCCUCAUCGGCUGCCUUCGACGGUCAGAUGGGCCAGACGGCCUACGCAGCCUCCAAGGGAGCACUAGCGUCGGCCGCCCUGCCCAUGGCUCGCGACUUAUCUAGGCACGGUAUCAGGGUUGCUGUCAUCGCCCCGGGCAUGUUUGAGACGGCCAUGACGGCUGCAAUGUCGGAUAAGGUCCGCAAUGGGUUGGAGAAGACCCUCGAGUUCCCCAAACGGGGCGGCAAACCGGACGAGUUUGCAGGCCUAGUCAGGCAUAUUAUUGAGAACUCAAUGCUUAAUGGCGUGGUGGUAAGGCUAGACGGCGCAGCCCGCAUGCCCAGCAAACUGUGAGUGUUCGCAUAAUGUGGGAAUGAAUGUAAGCGUAUGUUGUUACAUAAAGAUCGCAAGUUCUUUUGGCUUUGAAAAAGAGCUGUUUAUUAUCGCAAACAACCGAAUCACCAAAAAUUUCAAGAAAACGAGAAAAGAGCUUCGCGCAACUCAACACGGGAUGUUUUAGAGACAAGAACAUGUUGGAAAGUCAACUUCAGCCGAAUCAGUACUGC